AUGAAACCCUCUGGCAAGCGUACGGAAAAAUACACGAAAUAUGAAUUUUACUAUAAGAUUUGCAAUUUUUAUGGCAAACGUCAUAUUGUAAUUCUUCCUGAUCCCAAUGCUUCUGAUUUGUCGGUUUCAUCCGAUGAUGAUGUGGAAGAAGCUAGAAUCGUGAGUUAUGAGAGCGACGAGGAACCUGCUAAUUCCUUACAAACUGCAGAUCUGGAAAUUGGGGAAACCGAUUUAGACGAGACCAUAAAUGUAGGUAGAAACGACGACCAGCCAGCAAGAAGCAAAGCGCAGAAGAACAUGUCAAUACCUUCCUGGAACUGGACUAAGGAUGAUCUAGAGGAAAGAGCAGAUUUUCAUGAGGAAUAUCAAAUUUGCUGCAUUGAAGAAAAUUCCAGUGCACCUCAGUAUUUUUUGGAGUACUUCUCAAUUGAUGCUAUUAGGAAUAUUGUAGACCAGACAAGCCUUUAUAGCACCCAGCAAAACAGAACCAGUAUAAAUACAACUAACGAAAUUACUGAUUUUUUGUCAAUUAAAACUUUAGCUCUGCUUAUUGGGUCAGUGUAA
Acanthoscelides obtectus is the source of this 564-nucleotide messenger RNA. The record is from the annotation of a GenBank genome assembly. NCBI's taxonomy places the organism in Eukaryota, Metazoa, Arthropoda, Insecta, Coleoptera, Chrysomelidae.